Molecule: messenger RNA, 942 nt
Organism: Exophiala bonariae
Lineage: Eukaryota; Fungi; Ascomycota; Eurotiomycetes; Chaetothyriales; Herpotrichiellaceae
Exons: 1
Coding region: 1-942 (313 amino acids)
Cellular component (GO): intracellular anatomical structure
Molecular function (GO): oxidoreductase activity, acting on NAD(P)H, oxygen as acceptor
Source: RefSeq, a predicted model, not a curated record
AUGGUAGAAACGACACCAGUACCAGUUGUCCCGAUGGCUUCCCAGGACGAACGGGCCGCCCUGACUUCUCGUAUCAUUCCCACCAUGACACUCUCAACAGCGAAAAAUCCACUUACUGCUCCAUUGCCCAGGGUAGAGUCAAAAUCUGCAGCAGAAAGGGCAGCUGCGCGGUUUCAAAUUGAGGGCAAUGCUGUGCUUACUGGUGGAGCUGGCACACUGGCACUGGCAUCCGCUCAAGCUCUUCUUGAACAUGGUCUGUCAUCUUUGACCCUCAUGGAUCUACAAGCCACCAUAGACAACUCGACAUCAAACAUAGCCGAGUUGAGGACAUCUUUCCCGCAAGCUCAUAUACACGCCGUUCAUGUUGAUGUGACUUCGGAAUCAGAGGUUGAAAAGGCAUUUAACGAUGCCAGGACGCUUAUGGGCUCCAUUGACAUCCUCUGCUGUUUUGCUGGUAUUGUCGGUUGUGUGCACUCAAUAUCGGCAUCUGCGGGUCAGUUCCGUAAAGUCGUCGAUAUCAAUCUCACUGGAUCCUUCCUGUGUGCUCAAUCGGCUGCCAAGCACAUGAUUGAUUCCAAGACUUGUGGUUCAAUCCUUUUUACGGCGUCCAUCUCAGCUCAUUCAACCAACUACCCGCAACCUCAAGCUGCCUAUAAUGUGAGCAAGGCAGGCGUCGCUCAUCUGACCCACAAUCUCGCGGCAGAGUGGGCGGUUCACGGAAUCAGAGUUAAUUGCCUCUCACCAGGUUACAUGGAUACCGUAUUGAAUGCUGGCGACACUUUAAAGCCUGUCAGAGACAUCUGGGCAAGUCGUUGUCCGAUGGGGCGUAUGGGUGAUGUGGAGGAAAUCACUGGCCCGGUAAUUCUGCUGAGUAGCAAACGUGCUGGCCGAUACAUCAGUGGCGCAGAUUUGAGAGUUGAUGGAGGUGCAUUAUGCUUCUGA